Molecule: messenger RNA, 2367 nt
Organism: Platichthys flesus (European flounder)
Lineage: Eukaryota; Metazoa; Chordata; Actinopteri; Pleuronectiformes; Pleuronectidae
Exons: 16
Coding region: 1-2163 (720 amino acids)
Source: RefSeq, a predicted model, not a curated record
AUGCAAUUAAUAAUAUUUCCAGGAGCUUUUCAGACCAAAUGCCUGGAGCGUCACUUCUGGUCGUCUGUCAGGUCCAGCUUCCUCGGCCCGUCGACCCGUUUAGACUUCGAGGACGGGUCUGGAUACCACAUCCUGUCUGACCGGGAGGGCGCUCUCUGUGGCUACACCCUCCUGAUCGAUGAUGUCGGAGACCUGGUGUUUCGAGCCUCCUUCCGGGCCUGUCACGUCCACACCCAGACGGGCACAGACUAUCACCUGCGUGUCUGGUUUGUGAACCUCCAGGUGGAGGGGAAGGUGCUCGGGCGGCUCCACCUCCAGCUCACCUGCUCCCUCAAGGAGCGAUGGAGCUCCAGGGAGAUCGUGUGUGAGGAAAACUACAUGGAGGUGUCCCUCUAUCUACCUGCCCUGCCUAUGAAAUCUGAAAAUGACGAGAAGGCAGAGAUGGCUGUGAUGUUCCACAGAGCGGACCGGCCGUCAGAGAGAGCCACGGUGUUCUCCCUGACCGAAGCGGCUGCUCUGAGCUACCACAUCUCGAUGAGUGGCUCACGUCUCACCCUCCGCUGCCCCUACUCUUCCCCUCUCUCCUACAUCACAAAGGUGACGGGAGUAGAUUUGGAGAUUGUCAGUGCAACCAUGCUUUACCGACUCCAGAGCAACUUCCUCGCUGUUGACACCACUGUCGCCUGUGUCCUGAAUGAGGCGACAGCAGAUGGGUUGGACCUGCUGUGGACUCUCCCUUUCAUUCUGUCUCCUCUAGUCCACGGGCCGUUCGGGGACAGAGGCGUGAGGGUGGGGGUUCACGGCCGAGCUCUGAGUGAAUCUGACGCCAAAGAGAGACGAUACAAGAUCGGCCUGAAGGAGGGGAGAGUGGAGGUCAGGAUUCCUACAGGAGCCUCAGGUGGACACAUCAAGAGCGGUGUUGUCAGGGGACAGUACGGACAGCACAUGUCAGUCGAUCUGUUUUUCAUGAGGCAGUGGGAGGAUGAGCGGUGGCCUCUCACACAGCUCCGCUCCCUCAGGCUCCUGAAGACUCCACUCAUCCCUCAAAGCCUUUUCUUAACCAGGAAAACAUCUGAGGGAUUCUUUUCCGUUACCUUAGGCCCGUUCGCUCCUGAUGUCUCGGUUCAGAAGGUCACUGUAGAUGGAGGCGGUGACGUUCUAACCUGGAACCAAAGCCACCAAAGUCAGAGUGGUGCAGACUUUCUGGUUUCCAGACUCUCUCACGUCAACGGGAGCAUCUCCGUCCAGCUCAGUUUCCUGUUUUCGCACCCAAAAAUAAUCCCAGAGUUUAUAGGUGCUGGGUAUACAACGUACAGCUUCACUUUUAUCUUCACUCUAAACAUCUCACCCAAUAAAGAAGUGUUUUACCAUCAAGUCGCCAUAGAGCAUAGUGUCGAGUACACAGCACCAGAUUCACCCCGACUGGAGGGGAAGUGCACAGCGAACAGCCUGCUGGUGCUGCUGCACCACGGGGCCCAGGCCGAGCUGCAGUGGGAGCUCUACCUCGGCCCCCGGAAGCUCGACUGGGAGCUGGUGGAGAUGGGCGGGUUCUUGGUGGAAUCUCAUAACGACUACUUAACUGUGGAGAUCCCUCUGUACAGCCCCGGGAUGAACUACGAGGACUUGACUUUGUGGAGUCUCGUCGGCGGAGUGCACGUGUUCAUUGUGGAUGCAGAGUCUCUGAAAGUGCGGGACAGCCUUCUCCACAAAUGCACGUUUCCUGUGACAGAACUUUUAGUGUGUCUGCCUGAAGGGAGAAUGAUGGCCGUGGUCGACACCACCCACACCAUCCCGCCCACUCACCCCAACCGCACCACUCUGCUGGACCCCGGCUGUGCUCCAAUGGAGACGGACAGUGCCAGAGCUCUGUUCAACUUCAGCCUGGACUCCUGCGGGACGACCGUCACUACUGAGGGGAAUUUCCUGCUCUACGAAAACCAGAUCAGCUACAACCAAGAUUUACUGCCUCCGGAUGAUCCUGUUAUACACAGAGAUUCUCCGUACAGACUGACGAUCCAGUGUCGCUACCCUGCAAACGAGAGCAGUACUCUGUCUCUCCCUUAUCCUGGGUACUCACCUCGGGACCUUUCACCCACGAUGCCGGUCAAUCGCACACGCAGGGAAGCAAACAAAGGUCAAAGAGAAUGGAGGGUGAAUUUGUAGGAACAACAUCAAGGUAUCGGUGGUGUAAAACUAUUAAAAUCAUUAAAGCUGUGCAAAAUACAUAUUUACCUCAGUCACAGUCUUCCCUCUGAUUUGUCUCAGUGCAAUCUUUUGAAUACAUUUAUUUGAUGUUUAGCCUCUGUCUCCUUUUCUGCCCAUGUCUCCACCCAGCUGCUGCUCGUGAUCCACACAUUUGUUUUUAGA